GUGCCGUAGAAAAGUGAUAAAUCGUUUUCGCAUGCGAGAUUAUAUUCGGUUAGAGAAGAGAGUAUCCAGCAAUGUGAUAUCGUUUCUCGGCAAAGUGGCGAUAAAUCAACGUAAAAUAUUGUUUUGGUUCGCGAAUUACUGAUCGUCUCAGACGAAUGAACAGACGGAUUCUGUAUUUAUCAUCUUCGAGUUUGCCGGCUAGCCGGCUGUUAUUCGGACCCUCUUACGCCAACGUAUAAGUGAAAGUUAGCAAGUAGGACGCGCGACGUCCAAUCUCGAUGCCGAUGACGUCUGGAUGUCCGCAAGAGACUCGAAUCGCCACCGCCAAUGCCGGACUAUCGAUUCUGUCGCCGAAAAAUUAAUGAAUGCCGAUAUUAAAUCACCAAACUCCAAUCAGGGAUGGAUCCUUCCGCGGCUUUCGAAAUCAUACAAUACUCUCUCGCCGUAAUCCGUCUCUCAUAAGGCUCGUCCCGAUUUAUUUCCCCUCCGAGCGAUCGAAGGCUAUCUCUUGAAGAAGUUCAGGAAGACGAUAGAAAAUCAUACCGGUUUUGAUGAUCGGCCGAUCUAGAAAAGAAGGCGGUUGCACAAGUAUAAACGCGAGAACUUUACAUCAUUCUUGCAGAGCACUUUUGCAAUCGAAGGUUCUCCCCCAGGUCAUCUCGUUCAAUUGCUCCAUUAGAUCCGCGUCUUUCGUAAUGAUGAGCAUGAUUUGUACACAAUCUGCUAUUAUCUCUUGCGACUAAACGAGUUACCUCAGAUUUCCUCGUAUCAUAUCUAGAAAAAUGUUUCAUGUAAUUUAUAGGUCAGAUCUGUCAAACGUUGACGUAACAGGAUUCUAAUAAUCUCUUGCGCUAUAUGCGAAAUCUUUUAUAAAAGACACAAAAAGAGUCUUGAGAAUUCAUUUGCAAUAUGCAAUGUACUUGCACUGUUUAAAAGCGUGGAUGUGAAUACAAUCAUUAUUCGAGAGGAGCAAGAUCCACAAGGGAAAGUCAAUGGCUAAAAUACUAAUGAUAAUAUAAUUGUAGACACGAUUUAAUCAUCAUAUCCAUCACAGAGAUGGAGCAACAAUAAGAGCUGUAAUAAUCAAUCGUCGAUUUGUUAAUAAUCGAAUUUAUAUAUUUUUUCUUGUAGACAAGAAUCAUUGAACGCGGAUCGGAAACGAUCACCUGUCUUAAGGAAGUCGCAGCUUAGCGCAGAUUAUCCCAUAGGGAAAGUAAUCGUGUUCGCUCGGAUUGACGGCAUAAAGAGACUUAGCACGACUCUUUCACCGAAUAGUCCUCGGUACGCGCGACCGCGCCGAGGGAAGAAAGAAAGGCAGGUUUCGAUUUCGAUGGGCCUUGGAGGUCGCGGAAGAGUGUAAUGCCGUUUAGUAUAAUCGUCCCCUCCACGCUCGAUUGGAUAGAUUUGAAGAAAGUCGUCGUUGUAAAGAAGAUACUCUCCAUACCGCGCGCAUCUCUUUCUCUCUUUCUCUCUGUCUCUUUCUUUUUCUUUCUACCGUCUUCAGUUAUGUAUGCAUCUACAUGCACCAUGGACACAAAUACCAAUGAGACGUAUGCACACCGAGGGGCCCCGGAGAAAGGUGCUGCUCCACCGUCUUCAAUAUUAGAGAGGAGCUUCUUGAGGAGCGGUGGCCUCAAGGUGGUGGUGGCAUCGAGUAGGGAGAAACGGCCCCUGGGCUUGAUCUGUCCUCAGUUCCCAUGCGAGGCUUCGCUCGAUAUCGUCCAAGACACGCACAAUUGUCUCGAGCGGUGUCAUGUCGCGAGUCAGCCGUCUCUAACGCGAGAAUCGGCCGGUGAAAGAAGUGCGUGACCCUUUCCGCGCGGACCAAACGAGGAAAAGCGAAGAACAACGACUACAACAUGCGAUUCGCUAAGCUGGCAUUCUUGGGGGCGACACUCCUCGUCGCCGCGGCUUUCGCCAAGGAGGAGAGCUCGUCGUCGAAGAACCGCGACAAGCGUCAGCAACUCGCCUUCCACUUGCGAAAGGGCGGUCGUCUGCCGCCAUAUGCGGUGCAGAUGGAACCGAUAGUGCAAUACUCUCAAAGGGAUCCUCUGUAUAAUCCCUUAGCGAGCCCGAAGAGUGACGAUCUGUACGAGGAGAGUCCGCUGAGCUAUUAUCCAACGGAACCUGAGCCGAUCAUUGAGAUCAUCAUUAAGGAAUCUAAUGAAUCUCUGCCGACUCCGGUACCACCGCCGCCUCCAUCUCAACCACGUCCCACUAAGGAACCUAUUCAGGUGUUCUAUGUGAAGUACGAGAAGAAAAAAGGUUACGGUGACAAGACUCGCGUCAUCUACGAUCCGCCGAUUCCCGCGCUGACGCCGGUAGAGGAGCACGAGGAGAUUAAACCGGAUAAUCACGCGCCGUAUGCUGAAGAACCGACACAGACGGCGACGUUGGCGCCGCUUCCGGAACCAUCGACGACUUUGCGCGCUAUCAUUCGACCCGACAGCGAAGUGUAUCACUCUGGCGGUAGCGGUAUCCGCGUAACCUUCGGCACCGAACAGAUACCACCCAAUAGUCACAACAAGCGGAAUGACGUGGAAACGCCCAGGAACAAUGCGCAACAGCAUACUAGCAAACCGACAGCGUCUCCAGGAUCGCCGAAAAGGCAGCACGGUCCGUAUCAGCCGCUGCAACCACCGGUGCAUCCCCCGCGAGUGCCACCUGCAUUCCCGCAACAACGUAUCGUUAACUCGUUCCCACCUCAGCAACAAGCGCUGCAGCAACCGCCGACGUUUUUACAGCAGCAGCAACAGCCGCCGACGUUCUUGCAACAGCAGCAGCAGCAGCAGCCGCCACCACCGCCACCGCCGCCGCCGCCGUCGCAUCAUCAGGCGUUUCCGCCUCAGCAACCCUUAAGAAAUCUGCCGUCACCGCCAUCGAGACAGCCGCAGCGGCAUCCCAUAACGAUUCAGGGUUUACCGGAAGUGCAACAACGCGCGCCAUUCAACAGUUUUGGUCCGCCGCCGCAUCGUGUCAACAUCAAUCACCCACAGCAACCCGGAUUUCCGCCUACUUUAUCAGUGUCGCAUCAGAGUGUGCACUUGCAGAAUCAACCGGCACCGUUACCGCAAAAUAACUUCGCGGAACCGCCUCAACAACCAUCCCAACAACCGCUAUCCAUCAGACCUGGAGGCUUUAACCCGGAAUCCUCGCAACAACCUUUGUCCAGACCAAACAGUUUCAAUGUUGAGCUUCCACCGCAAUCGUUACCUCCGUUCAAGCAGCAGGAACUGGAGAAGCAGCGAUAUCACGAGCAACGACGACAGCAAGAGUUGUUAAAACAACGGGAACAUCAACGACAACACGAGCAGCAGCGACAUCAGGAACACCAACGAUUUUUGGAGCAGCAAAGACAAAUCGAGCAACAGAGAUUGUUAGAACAGCAGAGACAGCAGGAACAUCAGAGACAACAGGAGCAUCAAAGACUCCAAGAACAGCAACGAUUGCAGGAACAACAACAUCUACAGGAACAGCAACGUCUACAGGAACAACAGCAAUUGCAAGAGCUACAACGCUUGCAGGAGCAACGUAGGCGGAAGCAAGAACAAGAGCAAAAGCUUCUUCAAGAACAACAACACUAUCACGCGCAGCUUAAAUAUAAUCAGCAGCAGCUUCAACAACCGCAACGGCCGGCCGGUGAAAUCUUCAAAGCUGUCCCGAAACUGGAGCAGCAUUAUGCAAUCAGAGAGAAUCCGCUUCAUCCCGGUCCGUUCCCACCAAAUCCCACGGUAGUGCAGUCAACUGCAUUCCCUGAAAUUUCUCAGAACCAGUUUGUCUCAGCGCAACCGCUCAAUAUUCUUCACGAUCCCCAACAACUUUCCGGGAAUCUACCGAAUCGUUUCAUCUCCGCCGAUAUUCUUCAACAGCAACAUCAACAAUUAAAUACGAAACAUCAGAUAUAUCAAAAUAAUCAACAGAGUUUCUCGCAAAAUCGUCCGACGCCGCAACAACGACCGCAGAUUGCUUCCUCUCAACAGCAAUCUAUAUGGGGCAGUCGACCGGUAUCCCAAAACAAUCCUACGCAGAAGAUCUAUGCGACACCAGUUAGCCCUUCUGAAGAGUUCAACUCGUUGUCGACCGUCAGAACGUUCUUACCCACGACGACAACGACGACAACGACUACCACUACCACGACUACCACUACCGAGGCACCAACAACUACGCUCUCGCCGAACAAGGCGGCCAAGAUCAAGGAGAACAUCGCCAACCUGCCAGACGAAGUACCAGAUGAUAUCAGGGAACAGCUACUGAGUUCUGGAAUCUUGGGCAAUGCCGACAUACAGAUUCUCGAUUACGACAAGAUUGGCGACAUACCGAUCGAGAAACUACCGCCGGAAGCGCUGGCGAAUUUCUAUGGCGCCGGAGGCGGUGCGGCGAUCGCCGCCGGCAGCGAGCCCGUGCCAGCGAUCGUUAAGAGGCCGGUGACGAAGACAACGCAGCGUAUAGCGAGCCGAGAUGACUCGCCGUCGAAGAAGACCGUCUCUGGCAGCGGCGUCUCUGGUGGCUCAACUAAGUUCGAACAGGCUACCUUGCGACCCGGCGGCGUUGAGAUGAAAGUAGUACGCUUUGAUCCGAAUACGGAGCAAGGCCGGGCCGUGGCGGAGCAGCACAUACGAGACGAUGCGACCCGGCUCGAGCCAGUGACCGUGGGAGCGGACGGAGACCCCGUUCAAUACAAUCGUUACCUACCGCUUAAAGUGAGCGGUACGUCCUUUCCGAUACCGGACGUGCCAGAGCUCAACGGCCGUAGGAUCUCGAGCGUCGUAGUGUUAGCACCUGUCAACUACAACUUUCUCAGCGGCGAGGAGAAGGAGAUCACAGACUCGCAACGACGCGGCAGAAAGGCCGGUGGCGAUGUGCAGCCGGUCAGAUUUCUCGCUGGUGACACCCUCAAGCAGCUCGUGAAGAAGCCCACCGCGGAGAACUAUAAGAAGUGGCUCGAACAUGAGAGCCGCACCGAACCGCAGAGGCAAUCGGUCGUGCUCCUUGUGACCAUGUGAGUAUCGAUUAUCUUAACGAGCAUUACGUGUAGA
Molecule: messenger RNA, 5036 nt
Organism: Formica exsecta
Lineage: Eukaryota; Metazoa; Arthropoda; Insecta; Hymenoptera; Formicidae
Product: bromodomain-containing protein 4-like
Exons: 3
Coding region: 1860-5003 (1047 amino acids)
Source: RefSeq, a predicted model, not a curated record